This is a messenger RNA of Solanum verrucosum, 1084 nucleotides long. RefSeq names its product zingipain-2-like. Lineage: Eukaryota; Viridiplantae; Streptophyta; Magnoliopsida; Solanales; Solanaceae. Gene Ontology annotation, molecular function: cysteine-type endopeptidase activity. The record is from RefSeq and is a predicted model, not a curated record. The coding region runs from base 50 to 1084 and encodes 344 amino acids. The transcript has 4 exons. Gene Ontology annotation, cellular component: lysosome.
CUAUACUUCUCCCUACAAGUGUUAAGUUUUCUUUUGCACUUUGUCAGCCAUGGCUAAAACCGUAAUAACAACUCUUUUCUUAGCCCUGUUUUCGUCUUUAUCCUAUGCAAUUGACAUAAAUAAGGAGGGAAUUAUAUACGAAAAGUGGCUGGCAGAGCAUGGGAAAGUAUAUAAUGCCUUAGGAGAGAAGGAGAAACGAUUUGAGAUUUUUAAAGAUAAUUUGAGGUUCAUUGAGGAAUAUAACAACUCCGAAAAUCGCACGUAUAAGGUUGGGUUGAACCAAUUUGCUGAUCUCACAAACGAGGAGUACCGGGCCAUGUAUUUGGGCACUAGAAGUGACGCUAGGCGUCGCCUUGUGAAGUCCAAAAACACAAGCCAACGCUAUGCUUCGCGGCCCAAUGAGUUGCUCCCUCAUUCCGUCGAUUGGAGGAAGAAAGGCGCUGUUGCUCCUAUCAAGAAUCAAGGGAGUUGUGGAAGUUGCUGGGCUUUUUCAACAGUAGCAGCAGUAGAAGGCAUAAACCAAAUCGUAACAGGGGAAAUGAUCACACUAUCAGAGCAAGAACUUGUAGAUUGUGACAGAGCUCAAAACGUUGGUUGUAAUGGUGGCCUAAUGGACUAUGCCUUCGAGUUCAUCAUCUCCAAUGGUGGCAUGGACACUGAAAAUCACUAUCCUUAUCGCGGCGUUGAUGGCAGAUGCGAUCCUAUUCGAAAAAAUUCUAAGGUUGUUAGUAUUGAUGAUUAUGAAGACGUGCCUAGAAAUGAAAAAGCACUUCAAAAAGCUGUAGCUCAUCAACCUGUUAGCGUAGCCAUCGAAGCUUCUGGCAGGGCCUUCCAACUCUACACCUCGGGCGUGUUUACGGGGGAAUGUGGAGAGAAAGUAGACCAUGGUGUUGUGGUCGUUGGGUACGGAAGUGAAGAUGGAAAGGAUUAUUGGUUAGUGAGGAACUCAUGGGGCACAAAGUGGGGAGAAAGUGGUUAUGUUAAAAUGGAGCGUAAUGUGAAGAAUGGUCAUUUGGGCAAGUGUGGAAUUAUGACGGAGGCUUCAUAUCCUAUUAAGGAGGCCAUAAAUAUUAGCAGUAUCUGA